Messenger RNA from Penaeus vannamei (Pacific white shrimp), 484 nucleotides. RefSeq names its product cuticle protein 7. Lineage: Eukaryota; Metazoa; Arthropoda; Malacostraca; Decapoda; Penaeidae. Gene Ontology annotation, cellular component: extracellular matrix. The record is from RefSeq and is a predicted model, not a curated record.
CCAGCUGCAGGCUUCUUUGUCCACGACCAUGUGUUUGAAGGUGGCUUUAGUGAUGACAUUGGUGACCGUGACACUGGCCUUCCCAUCAGAUCUUUACGGCCCUCCACGCCCAGUUUAUAAAGACCAACCCAUGCCAUACAGCUAUGCCUAUGCAGUCAACGACCACUAUACAGGCACUGACUUUGGCCACAACGAAGACUCUGACGGCAGAGCGGUCAAGGGAUCCUACAAUGUCCAGCUUCCAGAUGGCCGCAAACAGACGGUGAAUUACAUGGCAGACCACUACAAUGGCUACCAGGCCGACGUCAACUACCACGGCGAGGCCCAGUUCCCCCGUCAGUAUGGUCCCGCCGCCACCUACAGGCCGCAGCCAUACCAGCCCCAGCCUUCCUACAGACCUCAGCCUUCUUACCAUUAGAUAUUUUCUAAUCAUCUCAUUUUACACUUUUUCCUGUUAAUGUUUUGUCGUUGUAUGCAAAUAAAA